AUGCUGGACGGCGCGCUGAAGUCAUGGAUAGUGUACUUCCUAGGCCAAUACGUGGAGAGUCAAAGUGUUCAUGUGUCAUCCAAGUUAUGGCCAUCAUCUGAACGUCUCAAGCUCGAAAAUUUGACGCUUAAAACUAGCGUCGUGCCAAAUUGGCUGCCAUUUCGACUUAAGACAGGUUUUAUUGGAUUAUUUGAAGCAGAAUUACCCAUUUCUGCCAUAUUUGGUCAUUCAUCAGCUAAAAUCAAAUUUCAAGAUGUUCUGCUUGUACUUGAACCGCUGAAAUAUGAUGAAACUAAAUUUCAAGAAGAAGUUUUGGCAAUCGUCGAUUUGAAAAUGAAAAGACUUCUUCAAGACUUACACGAUCGAUGGAAUGGUCCACAAGUACUCGAGUACACUGUAUCACAUGAGAGUGAAGGUUACUUUGGUACUGAUGGAUGGAUUGGACGAACUAUGACGAAAUUAAUUGACAAUUUACAGAUUGAUAUUCGAAAUUUUCAUAUUCGAAUCGAAGGCGUUUGGAUUCCAAUUGGACCGAUACAAAGUCCCAUCACGUCAAGAAAUAAUAGAAAUGAGAAUGUUCGAUCGGACGGCGUUAAAUUUGCAGCAGGAUUAACAUUAGGAGCACUUUCAGCUGUUACGACACCAAGUAAUUGGCGAGUAGGCGGCUUUGACGACCAAAAAUCUCUAAAUCUACACGAAAAUACUCAUUUGGUCUUCAAAUUGAUCAAUGCAAUCGAUUUAUCGGCAUAUGUGGAUCCAAAUGCUUUGCACUUUAUUCAUUCGAAAGUACAUCCAAAAGUGUUGCAGUCGACGUUAUCGAGACUGAAAGAAAUGGGAUCGCGAAGAGCUCGAGCAGAUUGGUGGAAUGCAAAUGAAAGUGUUCAUGCUCAUAGGUUUUUAGUAGCACCCAUAACUGUUGCAUUAAAGUUAACAAUGAAUACAGCAGUACAACAUGCCGAGACAAAAGAUCCGCGAUACGAUGCAGUGUUUCACUUGUCAAAGAUAUGGAUGACAUUAGAUGAAGAUCAAUUGUCAGUUUUAAAUUUGAUAAUUGAUUCAUUUGCUGGAAAUGAAAAGUGGCGAAAAAUGGUCGCAGAGCAGGUCAAAUCGACUGAGGCAUUGAGUGUACAUAUGGAAGAAAAAUUUGGCGAAUUGAUUGAGAAAUAUCUAGAUUACUGGAAACAAGUGAUAGCGAUGAAAAACGAAGAUAUGGAUGUUGUACAGAAGACCGACGCAUGGAAAUAUGUGACGAAGAUUGAACAACAACUUCCGUACGAAGUGGUCAUUUCAUUUCGAAAUCGAUUGGGACUAGACGAUGUGGUCGGUGUUGGAAAAGUUUUACCGAAUCCGAGUGCUUUGUACGGAUUUGGCAAUGCCAUGGGAAUUCCACUGCCAGAAAUUAGCGUGUUGUUUCCGGAAGGCCCGACGGGACUGUCGUUUGAGCGAACGUCGUCGGGUGAGUUUGCGAUAAACCGUUGUAUUGAAAAGAGUCUUGCAGCAGUGAAAGAGAGUGUGAGGCCAGGACUUUUACUAGUUAAAGUGAACGAUCAACCGCUGCAGGAAAUUGUUCCAGCUCACUCUGCUUUGGAUGUGCAGUUAGCUAUUGACUCGAUACCUGGAACGAAAGUUUUGACAUUUCGUCACCCGUCAGUGACUCCUCUACAAGUUACACCAAUGCAUGUCGUCGCGCGAGUAUCUUUUGCUUCAGACCAACUAAAAUUUUGUUUGGUUCGUUCGUUUCAAAAAAGAGUUCUUGUUGAGAUUCUUCUGGACCAUCCUGGAGUGUUGAUCCAUGGAUUUGGUCCGGGGUUAUUUUCUUAUCACUUUUACGAAGUGCAAGUUGAAGACUUUUACGUACAGAGCAUAGCACGCGUAGACGACGAAGGCAAUUACUGCAUUGCUUCGAGUAUUACAAAACCGGUUACUAUGACACUGGAUGAAAGCAAAACACAGGACUCAGCACUUAGAUUCAGCACAAAUUCUCUUUACGACGCACAUCCAAAUGCUCAAGUUGGUAAAGUAGAGACGUAUGGGUCCAAAAUGUCGCUGACAGUUGGCAAUUCGAUCGUUGUAUUUGACGAAACAAUCGUAUCGACGCUUCUUAAAGAUUGGAAAGACUGGCACAAUGCUAUCUCGAGCAAUAGUAUAAGUGGAGAGCCGUUGGCGAGUGCCGCUCGAGUGGACGUUGACUUAUCGACAAUGCCACCUUCUCUGAGAUCGCAGCUACUUUCCUCUUACGCAUCGACUAGUCUCUCGAAUACGCUUCUCAGCGAUGAACCUAAAGAGUCUGCUGACAGUUUAAGCUACUCGUAUGAAGUGAACAUUAACCUGAUGCGGGUGUUUGUGAGUGCGCCGGAGGCACCUGUCCCUGUGACGAUCUCAACGGAACCAUCAUAUCGUGCGUUGCUAAAGCAAUUAGUUGGCGACGAACCGAGCGGACCACCCGCAAGUCCAGAUUGGGCUAGAGCUGCCCAAGCUAUUGUUGUCAUGCAACGCUUUAUUCGAGGAGCGAUGGUUAGGAAACGAAAAAUGGUGCGUCUGGCUCUUGCAAGGAAUCGAUGGCUCUUGUAUCAAGGCAGUAUUCGAAUGGGAUGGCUCUUUACACGGGAUGAUUCACUCGCUUUUAGACGAUGGCGACGGUCGUGGUGUCAUUUGGAUGAUGACGGAAAUUUUUUUGUGUACACGAAUGGAGCUGGUGUCGAUGUUGUCGAUGAAUUUAGACUGUGUGGUUGCAAAGUAAUCAUGUUGCCGUAUGCUACUGGUGGACCUUGGAAAGCCAUAGAUAAAGUGUGUCAAGUACUUGAAAUUACGACUCAGUCGGGUGUUCUUCGAAAGGUUUUGUGUUCGGAUAAUCUAGCUGAGUUGACAAAGUGGAAGCUCAGUAUUGAAGUCAGUGCGAGAACUGCGAAGACAUUGUCAAGUGAAGAGGUGGAAGAUGGAGCUCAUGACGAGUCAGUUGGAGAGGAGAAUGAGUUGGCUGAUGAGGACGCACUAUCAGAGCAGCAACCUACCGUUGCUCUGGAUGUAUUGUUACUUGGAGGUUUCUCGAGUAUCUUUCGACCCACAGCGAUGCUGAAGAAAGAGCAGUCGGAAUGGUUCUCAUUGAAUGUCACAAGCGUUUCGUUCGUGGUAGAUGUGCAUCGUGUAUCAGAAGCAGACUGCUCUGCGCUCGCACUGUACCUAGGCUUGACCGACUUUACACUUCUUGACCAUCGACAGUCGUCGGAAUAUGGCGUGCUCCACGUCGGUGACAAGUUUUUAAGUUUGAAAAAUGGAGAGUUGACCCCUGGAAAGAUGCGAGCAGAUCACCUGAACACAGGCCCAUUUUUCGUGCUUCAUCUGUCAUACCGUGGUACACGUGCUGGACCUACGUGCUUUGUGUUACAAAAUGGGCUUCAUGCGGAUCUCAUGCUUUCUGGAUGGGUCAUGCCACUCACGUUAACCCAAAUUCUGCUCGAGAUUGUCAAUGUGUUGAGUGUGCUCUGGGCCUCUGACCCAAUGACAGAUAGUAGUGACCCUCGUGUGUCUACUGCACCGCAGACUAUCGUCGUAUGGCAAGAAGUUCCCGAGCUUGGAAUUCAAAUUCGUGCUCCGAUUCUUGAAGCAUAUCUUGAAGAUUCUCACUGCGUUGCCAAGCUUACGAUUGAAGACAGUUCAUCUUCUUAUCGUGCAGAACCAGGAGUCGAGACUUUCCGACUACAUCUUGGACCAACGGCACUAUUCGUAUUGACGGAAGAUGUGGCUCUUCGACUGGUACAGGUAGAUAAGUUUUGGCUUAGUUACGAUCUUCGAGUUCAUCGACAAACAGACUCACCAGUAGCAGGAUGCGACUUGUGUACGGAUGAGUCAGCGAAGAAGCCAGUGUGCCAUCGCACUCUAAGUGUCUCGAUUGGUCAAGUAAAACUCGAAGCAGAUCGACGUUUGGAGUUGUUGUUUGCAUUGUUAGAGGCUCUAACCCACAGCGAAGUGGAGUCUGAAGACGACUACGACAGUAUCAAUGAAGAGAUAGCUGCUGACAGCGACGGUGGCGACAAAAGAGUUUAUGAUGUGAGCUUUCUUGGUGAGCACACGGCACAAACAGAACGCUUUUCGUCCAUGCAGUUCACACCGUCUCAAUAUCAGGAUCACAGUGAUUUGCGGCCCAUGUACGCGACGGGCUUUAGUCGACGGCUUGGCUCUCCAUCUCGUCGAAGUCGAAAAUCAACGUCGACUUCUGCUGGUUUAAAUUACGACCUUCAGGAUACGUGCCACGAACGUAUGAAACGUCGAGCCAAAGUGUCUGCGUUCAUUCCUCUUUUAAACUACCAGACGCUUAUCGGUAUCACAGCCGAUCCGCUCGAGCGUCAAGCAUCGAUUAAAACAAUUUUUCGUACACGACUACGAGUAGGAAGGAUUCACGAUCGGUUGUCAAUUACAUGCUACUCGAUCGUGUUUGAAGUGAUUAAGCGAAGUUUGUCGGUCGUGUCAUUGGACACGUACAUUCCAGUCAUGAACUUUUCUGUUAGUGACAUGAAAAUGCAGUGCAUGACACGCACUGAAUUCUCCGUGGACCAUGCAGUGGAUGCAAGUAUCGAGAUCUCUGCUCGAUACUACAACACAUCGCUGGCUGACUGGGAGCCGUUUAUUGAGCCGUGGCGUGCAUACGCUAAGGCAAGGAGUGACGGCGGAGAUGAAGGUACGACGAUGCAGCUUAGCGCUUUGCAACGUCUAAACGUUAAUUGUACGGACGCGUUGAUUCGCUUGCUUUCAAGUAUUGCCAAGAACCGUCGAAAACAGGAUGCUAUUGUCGAGAAACGAACACUUGCAGCCGUUGCAGCAGAUGGCGAAGCAAAGAAGGAAGACGGUCGUGUGUGUGUGUUAAAUAAUCUUGGCGUUCCGAUUCGUCUCGCAAAUCUUAAUACGUCCAACUCUGGUACACUUCACGUGGAUAUUCGCGACGGUUGGUCCUAUCCUGGGUAUUCACGAUUCCACAACGUACGCGUGUCGGUUGUCUUGUUACCAUGGUGGCAUCCGCGCGAGAUACAAGCAGUCGUAAACUUUCGUCACAAGUUUUCUUUGCCAUAUGGUGGCGCACAGUCUGGUGUCACGCCCAUUCUGAGGAUUGAUGUGCUGACUACAGAUGAAGGGAAACGUAAUUAUGUAUUUGAUCACGUGAUGAACAAAUACGUCGAAGUAGAACACGACGAUGAUGACGAUUUAUUUGACGUACCUGCCACCCAGCGCGUGACACAGCCGGCGACUCAGCACUGCUCAGACCGAGACAAUAGCAAUGCAACAACAUGCACGUCACAACGAACGAGAUUGUCAUCAAUUGGGUGUGCAGAGAUCAAUCUUGCUGGCAAUGUCAUGGCGUCACUGGAUCCACAUCGAAUGAAACUGAAUCGAUGGUACCGUCUUCAUGAUUUACGUGGUCACAUUACAGGCGAGAUCUUCGUUGGUUUACACUUUGUGCCCGAUGUAUCGAGCUCAAUUCAACGCAAUCGAAUGAGCGAACUACAACAAGUAAAAGACGGUCAAUUCUUAGUGUUUGAUCCGUUGAAAAUUGUGACGUCAAAUGCAAAAGAUCCGUCAAAUCAUUGUUCAGACCAUGUGAUGCUAUCAGCUGGUCUACGUGGAAGUUACAUCCCACCACUGGCGCUGGAAGUUAUUGUUGGGUCUUUGCGCAUGGGUUUGAUGUGUCCACUCCGUCGUGCUGGUAAAUUUCUUAUCCAAGGCGAAAAGGUGGUCGCAGAAGUCAAAGUAGCACAACGAGACGAAUCUCGUCGCGUUUUGCUCUUAAAUUCACCGGUCCAGCUGAAAAACGAUACCGGCAUUGAUAUGGAGCUGUGGACUUGUCGUACGCGUUUAGCUCCAGGCGAGAGCGGCGCGCUGCCAAGUACUGGCAAAUUGUUGACUUUGACGACAAGAAAUAAAAUGUCGGUUCCGAUUUGUGCAUUGUUUGGUGAUGAAAAAGACUCGAUUGUUGUCAAAGUGGAGGGGUGUAAGCCUACUGUCGUAGCUGAUCUGAAUAAACUCGCAGCAGGGUCGACUAUUCUCACGCUCGAGGCGGAAGAUCCAGAAGGUUUAGGCUAUUGUCUCUACGUGAACAUUACAGCACAUAUGCGCAAAGUGUAUCGAGAAGAGCAUCAAGGUAUGAUCACGCGAGGUAUUACGAGCGAAGACGGCGAGCUGCAGAUGUACGCGACGAAGUAUCAGAUCUCGCUACAUUCGUGUCUCAUUCUUGAAAAUACACUCCCAAUUCGAGUUCAGUUCAAGAUUGUAGCCAGUGGUAUGGUGAAUAAAAUUGUACGCACUGGAACAUUGUCACCCGGUGAGGAGAUUCCACUUCAUGAUUUUCAAUUGGAUGCACGAUUAAUGCUGCGAUUGCCGGAAAUGGACUCGAUUUGGAGUCGUGCCAUUAACCUUGGUGACUGUAUCUACCGCGAAGGAAUGGACAAGUCGAUCAAGACAAUGUUAGGAGCCUUAGGGGUUUGGAAUCCAAUCGUUGAGUUUCUGCCUUCGCCAGAGAGUACUGGCCUAGCUUUUAAAGAAGGAGAUAUCGCGUCAAAUAAGGUAAUUACUCGAAUUGACUAUACAGCUGCGGACGAUGGAAGUCCACGCAUUGUACUCUUUUGCUCCUUGUGGGUAUACAAUCAAUCGCACGUUUCGACGCUAUUGUUUCGUUGUGCGGACGAUCCCAGCGCAUCUGCGUUAAUUGUGCCUCAACUCGUGGCUCAGCGACCAGUUCCACGCUUAAUGGACUGUCCUGAUCAAGCGUUUGAGAUUGGGACAAUUAUUGACACAGAAGUUUCCCGCUGGUCUGACAAGAUUCACUCGACAGUUGUAGGAGUUCAAGAACCCAUUAGCCUGAAGUUUGGCAGCAAAUUAGGACCAAAAACACGUAUCGAACUCGGAAUUUCGAUCCAGCGACCACUGGGUCAGUUCCACCGUACCACUCAAGUCAUUGUGUCGUCGCACUUUUUCUUUGUAAACAAGACGUUUGCAGCGUUUAAAGUCUCUCAGUACACGCGAACAAUCGAUCGUAUUGUGGAACUUCCAGCCAUGUCAAAGAAAGGGAUUCCAUCUGCACAUCCGUUUGAUUUUGAUGCUACAACUAGCUUAGCAAAUCGACGUGUAUACUUGCGUAUGGAUCAUUUUGGAGCUGGAUGGAGUGGACCAUUUGUUGUGGAUGAAGAGAAUGAGUUCUCACUGAAGCUUAAAGGAAAUGUAAUGGAUUCGUGGCAAGAUACUAGGGAUACUCUGUAUCAACGUGAGGGAUUUCGACGGAGUGAGGCGGAUAUGCAUCGCGUGAAAGUUCGAAUUAGUAAUAUGGGACCAACCAUAGUAGUGACGCUAUUGCGGGAUGAUCCACCGAUGUAUAUGAUACGUAAUGAAUCAAGUUCUGAUGUGUUUGUGAGUCAAGUACAUCAUUCGGAAGAUCCAGUGAUGAUUCGUAGUCAGGAGUUUAUUCCCUUUGCAUGGGUGAAACCAGAUGGACCCUGGCGAGUGGCGUGUCGAACAGGAAGUAAAGUUGGUCGAUUCAAGAUGGUGUCACGUAAUUAUGGCGUCUAUGAUUUUGCAAAUUUAGAUCGAGAGCGAAAUAUCGACGCGUUACGUUAUCGAAUGUUUGGCAGUAAAUCCAAGACAAUUACGGGCGAUAUCGUUAUUGACCGUGCGUCGCGGGUAUUGGUCUUUCGUGAUCAUGACAAAGAUAUACCACCGAGUUACAUUCUUGAAGUUAAGAUAGUUGCAGCGCGUCUUCGAAACGAGUUUACGCUUAAAGCUGGAUCCACUGCCGAGCUGAUUGCUGAAACAGACACGCAUGCUGCGAAAGCGGUGGAAUCAAAGGAGUUGAAGACAGCACACGUUUACCGUUUUGAUUCGGAUCUUGAGUUUCCGUGUGACUCACGUCCUCGAAUACUUACGUUAAACUUCUACAAUAGUCAACGCGAACAAGGAAAUUUUAUGCAUAUGUCAUCGAUUGGGAUUGAUGAUGAUAGCUUCCUUAACAGUAGUCGUGGCGUUGGAUCUGGCAAUGAUUCCGCGAUACAUCGACUCGCUGAUACAGAGCUGGGAGAAUGUGCAAGUCCAAGAACGGGAGAUAAUUCCACGUCGUUUGAAAUGCUGAAUACUCCAGCCGCUUCUCUGACUCGACCCUUAUGCAGCAACACCCCUGAAAAUCUGACUUUGUCUCAAACUCCGCCGUUUUAUCAAAACGAUAGCGAUCUAUCAUACACGGACGUAGCGAAUCAGCUUAGCGACAUUGGACGGGUAAGCGAUUCAUAUGCGUCGUCUGAGCAAUCGGAUGACGAUGAUCGACGUAGUAAUGACACGGAACUCGGCGCAACGGGCACUGUUGAGAUCAAAAUUCCAAAGAAAGCGUGGACUCGCAUGGGUGUAGGUGCGAAACGAUCAAUUGCACUGUCGUACAACACGGCAGAACAAGCGCGUCGAUCUCUUGGACGCGUGGAAGGUCAUUGGUGGGAAAUGCGAGACCCAGAGAGCGGCGAUGUUGUCGGUGAGGUUUUAGUGGCGCUCAAAUUUCGCACAUUUGUACGAGAACAUGAGCAAGUGACUGGCAUUUACAACAUGAGUUUGAUCAUUCCAAGUAUUGGAUUAUCAUUUUUGCACAAUGCUAACUCCAGUCUAGUCGAAGUGGCCUAUUUGUCCAUGCAACGCCUUGGAUUGCUCUACUCUUGUGCUGGUGGCAGUAGUGAAGUGGUCUUUUCACUAGGGAAUUUGCAAAUGGAUAAUCAAAUGGAGUGCGAAGUAGUAUUAGGUCCAAAAGUACAUCAAGUGAAAGAAGGUGUGUCUGUGCGCUUACGGGAUCGCUGGCGGAGUUUUGUGAACUAUCGGUACCGUGGUAUUUUUGAAGAACUGGAUACGAAUAGCUUAAGCGUCAUUCAGUUUCGAAUGCUUUGGAAUUCGAGCUGUCAUGCCGGGGACUUUACGCACUACGAGUUAAUUGAACUCAUUAUGCAAGAGCUCGAAGUAUCAACGGACGAAAAGUUUGUCGUCAAUCUUAUCAGCGUAUUUCAAGGGUUAGAAGGAUUGACAACACACCAUUCAUUUGAAGAGAUUGUCAACACACAAUUUGAUUAUGCUACUGGAAUGAAUAGUCGAGCACUCGUACCCGCACCAGGCGUAGAUGAGCGAAGUGGUGUUGGCACGGCUAGCGCAACGGUCACGGACGCCAGUGGCGUAUACAUUGAAGAGUUGUCGAUUGAAGCGAUUCGGAUUAAGUUUAGUAUGGAAUUAAACGGUGGACGACACAUUAAAACACUAGGUCCAUCCGGUCGACGACUGGCGGUGUAUUUACCCGAGUCGAAUGUCAAAGAUUUUCGAUUGUACUUGACAAAACUUUCGUUCACGCAUUUGUACGAACCGCAGAGUAGUGUCGUGCAAAAAGUCAUGCGACGAUACUCGCAACAAGCUGUAAUUCUCGUGCUUCGUGGUUUGCAUACCGUGUCUGUAUACGCGAACCCGUUUCGAAUUGUUUACCGUUUAGGUCAUGGAAUUGUUGAACUUGUACGAUUACCUGCACGUGGAUUGGCAUCCGGUAGUCCAUUAGAACUCAUUAGUGGCGCGUAUCUUGGUGUUCGUUCGUUGGCCAUGAACACAAUUAGUGCGAGCUAUGAAAUUGUAGCAGGAGCAACAGGAAUCUUUGCAGCGAUUGUCACUCCAUUUGUACCGGAAAGUCGACGUAAAGCUUUUGAAGAAGAUCUUGUUGCAUUUCAACGAGCUGUGAUUGAAGAAGUAGAUGCAUUUGAUGCAGCUGAAGAACGGACAAUGACAAAAGUAAUUGUGCGAAAACCACGUGAAUUUGACCAAAGUGGAGUUGGCCUUUUGACUGUCUAUGGUCCUGGAUCUGUACCAUUAGAAGAGCAAGAACGAAUUGAUCACAAGGCUGUUGUACUUCUUCAACUUUGGUGGCGUCGUCGACGACGAGCGAAUUUAUUAUUGGCAGAAGCACGACGUUUGCGACCUGAAGUUGAUGCUGAAGAACGUGUGUUUGGCUCAACUCAGUGUGUUAUUCAGUAA
This is a messenger RNA of Plasmopara halstedii, 10020 nucleotides long. RefSeq lists its product as hypothetical. Gene Ontology annotation, molecular function: protein binding. Gene Ontology annotation, cellular component: extrinsic component of membrane. The coding region runs from base 1 to 10020 and encodes 3339 amino acids. Lineage: Eukaryota; Oomycota; Peronosporomycetes; Peronosporales; Peronosporaceae. The record is from RefSeq and is a predicted model, not a curated record. Gene Ontology annotation, biological process: protein targeting to vacuole; protein retention in Golgi apparatus. The transcript is spliced from 5 exons.